CUUACCGAUGUGAUGUAAGUGAUUCAAAGCAGGAGCGCAAAGUUUACGCAGGAGACACGUCGAGUAUACUUCGUUUGUCGCAGCGCAUUUGAAUGCAUUUAGUUUUCAUUAAAAAUGGUGUUUGAAGAACAGUUAAUAAAGACCGUGCGAAAGCAUCCGAUUAUAUACGAUAAGUUGGCGGAUGGAUACAAUAGUAUGUUGGCUAGAGAGAGUGCUUGGGUAGAUAUUGGUGAAAAAAUAGGCCAAAAAGACAUUAAUUUUCUUAAAAAGAGAUGGAGAAGCUUACGUGACACCUUCAUAAAAUUCUACCGCAACGGAAAGACGCAAAAAUCAGUUGAAGGAAACUCUAGAAAAAAAAGAUGGCGAUAUUACGAUAUUAUGGAAUUUUUAAUACCUUACAUCGAACACAAAAUAAUAAUGAACGGUUUCAAAAGUACAGCUGUAGAAACAAAUAGUCAAAAUGAAUAUAGGGACGGCAAUGAAAUUCAUGGAGAAGAAUUACAAAGUGAAAGCCAAGAAAGCGCUGAAGCCGUGCUAGUUCAGGAUGAAAAUUCGAUUUUUCUGCAAAUGGAAGAUGACUGUAUUGAGGAGCCAACUAGCAAGAUACAUUGUUUACCGUUGGAAACCCUCAAUCCGUUAAUGGAUACUGCUGGAAAAUCUAAUGAUUCUGAUAUCCAUUUUCUUUUAAGUUGUACCUCAAGUUUAAAACGUUUGUCACCAAGAAAAAAUUUAUUAGCGCGUAUACAAAUACAAAAAUUACUGUAUGAAUUUGAAUAUGGCAAUCAAAAUUAUUACCACUAACACGAUGUUAGGUUUUUGCAGAUAAGUAUAUCAAACAGUGAGUGGUGAGAUGGAGGCUAAGCAACAUUACAAAUGUUAUAGUUAUAUCAAAUUUUAUACUAAUUUCAGUUAAUAAGUGUUAUGAAUAAUUUUAGUUGAAGUGUAUAGAAUUUUAUAUUCUUAAGUUUCUUGUAAAUAACUGAUAUCUAUACGUAAUUAUAAUAAAAGUAAUAUUAAUAUUAUUGAGAAGAAUUGAAAACUAAUACAAAGAACAUCUCACACUUCUCAUGGAUUUCGGUCACCGACAGAUUUUGUUUAAACUUUAGUAUAUUCUUUUAGAAGUCGA
Ceutorhynchus assimilis (cabbage seed weevil) is the source of this 1126-nucleotide messenger RNA. The record is from the annotation of a GenBank genome assembly. NCBI's taxonomy places the organism in Eukaryota, Metazoa, Arthropoda, Insecta, Coleoptera, Curculionidae.